Seriola dumerili (greater amberjack) is the source of this 1675-nucleotide messenger RNA. Its product is annotated as netrin-G2-like. The coding region runs from base 51 to 1643 and encodes 530 amino acids. The transcript is spliced from 7 exons. The record is from RefSeq and is a predicted model, not a curated record. Lineage: Eukaryota; Metazoa; Chordata; Actinopteri; Carangiformes; Carangidae.
GGCCCCCUCACCCUGCGCCGGACCCCGCUCCAAACACCCCCCAGCCUGCCAUGCUCCUCCAGGCCGUAUUACUGCUGCUGCUGCACUGCUUGGCCUCCACUCUGGGCCAGUACGAACUGUGCAAGUCCCUGGUGAGCACGGAUGAGGGCUCGGUGUGGGAGUAUUACGCGUGUCAGCCAAAAUCCGCGUCCAUGAAAGACUACAUGCGGAUCAAGGUGGAUCCGCCCGGAAUCACAUGUGGAAACCCACCGGAGAGGUUCUGCACUCUGGAGAACCCAUACCUGUGCAGUGACGAGUGUGAUGCCUCUAACCCAGACUUGGCCCACCCUCCUCAGCUGAUGCAGGACCGUGAACGCAACGGCCUUAUCACGUACUGGCAGACAGUCACAUGGAGACGUCACCCAGAGCCCCUGCUGGCCAACAUCAGUAUGUCUUGGAACAAGAGUCUGGAGCUCACAGACGACAUCCUGAUCACCUUUGAGUAUGGCCGUCCUACUAUCAUGGUACUGGAUAAGUCCAUGGACCACGGGCGCUCCUGGCAGCCCUACCAGUUCUAUGCUGACGACUGCCUGGACGCCUUCAACAUGCCACCCAAACAAGUGCGUGACCUUUCGCCCGCCAACAUCACACGGGUCAUCUGCACUGAGCAGUACUCGCGCUGGGUCGGUUCCAAGAGUGACAAGAAUGUGAAGUUUGAGGUGCGGGCGCGCUUUGCUGUGUUUGCCGGACCGCGGCUACAGAACAUGGACAGUCUGUACACUCGCAUGGAAAGUAUGAAGGGAUUGAGGGACUUCUUCACCUUCACCAACCUUAGGUUGAGGCUUCUCAGGCCGGCCCUCGGAGGCACCUAUGUCCAGAGAGAUAACCUGCUCAAGUACUUCUAUGCCAUCUCAAACAUCGAGGUACCUGCCAGGUGCAAGUGUAACCUCCAUGCCUCCCAGUGCCUGCUGCAGGAUGGGAACCUCCAGUGCCAGUGUGAACACAACACAACAGGCCAGGACUGUCAGCGCUGCAAGAAGGGCUUCAAAGCCAAGUCCUGGAAGGCUGGUUCCUACCUGCCAACACCCAAUGGAACCCCCAACACCUGUACAAUUGCUGGUUCCUCCUCCGGUUCUAACUGUGAGUGCUACGGCCACUCCAACCGUUGCAGCUACAUCGACUACCUGAACAUCAUCACAUGUGUCAGCUGCAAGCACAACACCAGGGGCCAGAACUGCCAACACUGCAGACUGGGAUACUUCCGCAACGCCUCUGCUGAACUGGAUGAUGAGAGCGUCUGCAUCGAGUGUAACUGCAACCAGAUGGGUUCUGUUCAUGACCGGUGUAACGGUACAGGCUUCUGCCAGUGUAAAGAUGGUGCCACAGGGGCCAAGUGCGACGACUGUCUGCCAGGCUACUACUGGAAACAAGGCUGUUAUCCUAACAUUUGCGAUGAAGAGAUGCUCCUGUGCCAGAACGGAGGAACGUGCUACCAGAACCAGAAGUGCAUCUGUCCUCCAGAGUUUAAGGGGGUGCUGUGCCAACACUCCCGCUGCGAGGCGGGCAAGGACUGCAAUGCCGCCUCUUCGCCGCACCUCUCCAUGGCCACCCUGCUGCUCUGCACUCUGCUAGCCCACCUGCUGGCCAUGUUAACUCCCCACUGAGCCACGAACCCCCACCCCACCCCUCAGACCAA